AAUGAAGGCUGCCUACACCGCCUAUCGAUGCCUCACCAAAGACCUAGAAGGCUGCGCCAUGAACCCGGAGCUGACAAUGGAAAGUCUGGGCACUUUGCACGGGCCGGCCGGCGGCGGCAGCGGUGGGGGCGGCGGCGGGGGCGGCGGGGGCGGCGGCGGGGGCCCGGGCCAUGAGCAGGAGCUGCUGGCCAGCACCAGCCCUCACCACGCGGGCCGCGGCGCCGCUGGCUCGCUGCGGGGCCCGCCGCCGCCGCCGCCGCCGCCAACGGCGCACCAGGAGCUGGGCACGGCGGCAGCGGCGGCAGCAGCGGCGUCGCGCUCGGCCAUGGUCACUAGCAUGGCCUCGAUCCUGGACGGCGGCGACUACCGGCCCGAGCUCUCCAUCCCGCUCCAUCAUGCCAUGAGCAUGUCCUGCGACUCGUCCCCGCCCGGCAUGGGCAUGAGCAACACCUACACCACGCUGACGCCUCUCCAGCCGCUGCCGCCCAUCUCCACCGUGUCGGACAAGUUCCACCACCCGCACCCGCACCCUCACCACCACCACCACCACCACCACCACCACCAGCGCCUGUCGGGCAACGUCAGCGGCAGCUUCACCCUCAUGCGCGACGAGCGAGGGCUCCCGACCAUGAACAACCUCUACAGCCCCUACAAGGAGAUGCCCGGCAUGAGCCAGAGCCUGUCCCCGCUGGCCGCCACGCCGCUGGGCAACGGGCUGGGCGGCCUCCACAACGCGCAGCAGAGCCUGCCCAGCUACGGGCCCCCGGGCCACGACAAAAUGCUCAGCCCCAACUUCGACGCGCACCACACUGCCAUGCUGACCCGCGGUGAGCAACACCUGUCCCGCGGUCUGGGCACCCCGCCCGCGGCCAUGAUGUCUCACCUCAACGGCCUACACCACCCGGGCCACGCUCAGUCCCAUGGGCCGGUGCUGGCGCCUAGCCGUGAGAGGCCACCCUCGUCCUCUUCGGGAUCGCAGGUGGCCACAUCAGGCCAGCUGGAGGAGAUCAACACCAAAGAGGUGGCCCAGCGCAUCACCGCCGAGCUGAAGCGCUACAGCAUCCCACAGGCGAUCUUCGCGCAGAGGGUGUUGUGCCGGUCUCAGGGGACUCUCUCCGACCUGCUCCGGAACCCCAAACCGUGGAGUAAACUCAAAUCUGGCAGGGAGACCUUCCGCAGGAUGUGGAAGUGGCUGCAGGAGCCCGAGUUCCAGCGCAUGUCUGCCUUACGCCUGGCAGCGUGCAAACGCAAAGAGCAAGAACCAAACAAAGACAGGAACAAUUCCCAGAAGAAAUCCCGCCUGGUGUUCACCGACCUCCAACGCCGAACGCUCUUCGCCAUCUUCAAGGAGAACAAACGCCCAUCCAAGGAGAUGCAGAUCACCAUUUCCCAGCAGCUGGGCCUGGAGCUUACGACCGUCAGCAACUUCUUCAUGAAUGCCCGGCGCCGCAGCCUGGAGAAGUGGCAGGACGAUCUGAGCACAGGGGGCCCCUCGUCCGCCUCCGGCACCUGUACCAAAGCGUGAUGGAAGGACUCUCAGUUGGGCACAAGUCACCUCCAAAUGAGGACAAAAGAUACCAGAAGAAAAUGCAAAGGAAAAAGACGCUGGAUUCUUAGCUGGGGCCCUUCACUGGUGAUUUGAAAGCACAAUUCUCUUGAAAAGAAAAUUCUAUUCUAGCUGUAAUCAUAGGCCAGGUGUUCUUUUUGUUCGUUGGUUUUUAGUGGCUAUGGAGUCCAAGUGCAAGCUGAAAACUAAUCUCUUUGAACCGGACAUUGUCCUCUGAGCGAGUGUGCUGAGCACCUCAGAAACCCAAAUGGGGCCUUUCUGCAGCAAGUCAGUUUCAGUGUGGUGUCAGUCAAGCUCAGGAUUGCUUAGAAUGUCAACGGUCCCACUCUGAGUCCUGUCAACCUCUUGCAGUCGAAGUUCCCAUGAGUAAUAGUGGGACUUUGGCCUGUGUAAGGACUCUGAGUUUGGGUUCCCAAGAUGCUACAAUAAGAGAAGAAUCUAGCAACAAGAAUGACCUCAUUUGCUUUCCAAGUGCUUAGCCUCAUCAUACCAUAGUUCACCAACGUUCACAGCCAUAACAUAAAAAAAAACAUCAGAAUGACAAUUACUGAGCACAAGUUUUAAAUAUGGAAGUUAAAAAAAAGAAUCCGAGGACCUGUUUUUCCAACUCAGGCAUCUUUUUCAUUGAAUGGUUUAGAAAGCUUUAAGUUGAUCCAGUUUACAAUUUUCUUUUCCUUACCUCCUGGAAAUCUCACGUGGUCUUGGAUCCAUCAAA
Aethalodelphis obliquidens (Pacific white-sided dolphin) is the source of this 2282-nucleotide messenger RNA. RefSeq names its product one cut homeobox 2 (gene ONECUT2). Gene Ontology annotation, biological process: regulation of transcription by RNA polymerase II. Gene Ontology annotation, cellular component: nucleus. NCBI's taxonomy places the organism in Eukaryota, Metazoa, Chordata, Mammalia, Artiodactyla, Delphinidae. The record is from RefSeq and is a predicted model, not a curated record. Gene Ontology annotation, molecular function: RNA polymerase II cis-regulatory region sequence-specific DNA binding; DNA-binding transcription factor activity, RNA polymerase II-specific. The transcript is spliced from 2 exons. Bases 2 to 1525 code for a protein of 507 amino acids.